Molecule: messenger RNA, 5264 nt
Organism: Microplitis mediator
Lineage: Eukaryota; Metazoa; Arthropoda; Insecta; Hymenoptera; Braconidae
Gene: Adsl
Product: adenylosuccinate lyase
Exons: 5
Coding region: 104-1549 (481 amino acids)
Biological process (GO): 'de novo' AMP biosynthetic process
Cellular component (GO): cytosol
Molecular function (GO): (S)-2-(5-amino-1-(5-phospho-D-ribosyl)imidazole-4-carboxamido) succinate lyase (fumarate-forming) activity; N6-(1,2-dicarboxyethyl)AMP AMP-lyase (fumarate-forming) activity
Source: RefSeq, a predicted model, not a curated record
UGCUACAGUGUGCUACAGUUAGUCAGCUGAUUACAUUCGUUAAAUUUAGUCAUUGUUUUUUAGUGCAGUGUUUUAUUUUUAAUUUAAAAAUAAACCAUCAAUAAUGUCGAACGUAAUUGAAUAUUCGUCUUGGAGAAGUCCUCUAUCAACUCGCUAUGCGUCAAAAGAAAUGCUUUUUAAUUUUAGCGAUCAAAAUAAAUUUAGCACGUGGCGCCGGCUCUGGACUUACCUCGCGAAAGCACAAAAGGAAUUAGGUUUAGAUAUUAAACCAGAACAGAUAGCAGAAAUGGAGGCCCAUCUAAAUGACAUAGAUUUUGAUGCAGCUGCGAAGGAAGAAAAAGUAACAAGACACGAUGUCAUGGCUCACGUGCACGUGUUCAGUGAGCAAUGCCCCAAAGCUGCAGCGAUUAUUCAUCUUGGAGCAACUAGUUGUUAUGUUGGUGAUAAUACCGAUCUUAUAGUACUGCGAGAAGCUUUUGAUAUUCUGCUACCAAAACUCGCAGGUGUUAUUAAACGAUUAUCUAAAUUUGCUGAAGAGUAUCAUGACCUUCCGACUCUUGGUUUUACUCAUCUCCAGCCGGCCCAACUUACGACAGUUGGUAAGAGAGCAACUCUGUGGUUACAUGAUUUACUGAUGGACGAACGAGCUCUUCGUCGUGCUCGUGAUGAUUUGAAAUUUCGUGGAGUAAAAGGAACAACUGGGACUCAAGCUUCUUUUCUUCAACUAUUUAACGGUAAUUCGGAAAAAGUUAAGCAACUUGAUGCAUUAGUCACUGAAAUGGCUGGUUUCAAAAAAUAUUAUUCAGUUACUGGUCAAACAUACAGCAGAAAAGUUGACAUCGAAUGUCUAAACACAUUAGCAUCUCUUGGAGCAACAGUUCACAAAAUCUGCAGUGACAUUAGAAUAUUAGCCAACAUGAAAGAAAUUGAAGAGCCGUUCGAAAGUACGCAAAUAGGCUCCAGUGCAAUGCCAUACAAAAGGAAUCCGAUGCGUUCUGAGCGUUGCUGUAGUAUUGCACGUCAUUUAAUGACCUUAGUAAACAAUACUUUGCAAACUGCUGCGAACCAGUGGAUGGAAAGAACGCUUGAUGAUUCCGCUAACCGUCGCAUUACAUUAGCAGAAGCGUUUCUGUCAGCCGAUGUUAUUUUAAUGACAUUACAAAAUAUUACCGAAGGUCUUGUUGUCUAUCCAAAAGUUAUUGCCCGACAUGUAGCUCAGGAGUUACCAUUUAUGGCUACGGAAAAUGUUAUCAUGGCGAUGGUCAAAGCUGGUGGUGAUCGACAAGUUUGUCAUGAGAAGAUACGAGUUCUGUCACACGAAGCUGGUGCUCAAGUUAAGCAGCAUGGGUUAGACAAUGAUCUUGUUGACAGAAUUAAAAGUGAUUCUUAUUUCAAGCCUAUUUUUAAUCAACUUGAUAAACUUUUGGAUGCUUCAACAUUCAUUGGACGGUGUCCAGAACAAGUUAAGGAGUUUAUUGAAGAUGAGGUCCAGCCAAUCAUGGAACUUUACUCUGGACUUGAUCAGGGACGAGUUGAACUUAAUAUUUAAAAUGUUUUGAUUAUAAAUUACGGGGGUAAUUUUAUAAAAAUUGUUGUUUUUUUAUGAUUGUAAAAUAUUUUUUUUUUAUAUAAUAAAAAUAUACUAUUAUUCUUCUAUAACAAUUUUUUUAACAACUUUUUUUUUUUAAGAUAAAAUAUAUAAAUUUUGUUUAAAUCUGUGAUAGAUCCAGAAAGGAAAUAUAAGAACACAUGGAAGUGGAUUUAAAAAAUAGAUAAGAGAUAAGAGAUAAGAGUGAUAGGAUAGUAAAGAAGAAAUAAAAAGAGAAAGAAAAAGAUUUUUAUAUUUAUAUUUUAUUUAUAUUUGGAAAUUAAAAAGAACAAGUGAUAAAAAUAGAUAAAUAAAGUUUAAGUUUUGUACAUUUAGAUGAAAAUAUAUUGAUAUAUUAUUGUAGGAAAUAACAGUUGAGUGAAUGAUUGACAGUAAUUGAAAGUAACAGUAUUUAAAUUAAAAUAAACAGAUAUCGACAAUAUAGAUUUAUAUAAUUAAUUAAAGUUAAGUGGAAAUAGUAAUUGUUGAAAGUUUACUGAUAGACUAGAGGAAACGGUGGAAUUGAUUAGGAAGACGUGUAGAGAUAAGUAAAGAAAAAUAUGAAAAGUACUUGGAAAGUUAGAAAAUGUUGUUGUGAAUUGUUGGUAAAGAAAAGUAGACAAGAAAUUGAUAGAAGAAAUAGAGAAGAAAAUUUUGCAGAGAAUUUUUGAUAAAGAAAAUUAAAGAAAUUGAUAGAAGAAAUAGAGAAGAAAAUGUUGCUGGGAAUUUUCGAUAACGAAAAUUAAAGAAAUUGAUAGAAGAAAUAGAGAAGAAAAUGUUGCUGGGAAUUUUUGAUAAAGAAAAUUAAAGAAAUCGAUAGAAGAAAUAGAGAAGAAAAUUUUGCUGAGAAUUUUUGAUAAAGAAAAUAGACAAGAAAUUAAAGGAAGAAAUAGAGAAGAAAAUGUUGCUAGGAAUUUUUGAUAAAGAAAACUAAAGAUAUUGAUAGACAAAAUAGAGAAGAAAAUGUUGAGAAUUUUCGACAAAGAAAAUUAGAGAAAUUGAUAGAAAAAAUAGAAAAGAAAAUGUUGUUGAGAAUUUUCGACAAAGAAAAUUAGAAAAAUUAAUAGAAAAAAUAGAAAAGAAAGUGUUGUUAAGAAUUUUUGAUAAAGAAAAUUAGAUAAGAAAUAGAGAAGAAAAUUUUGCUGUGAAUUUUCGAUAAAGAAAAUUAGACCAGAAAUUGAAAGAAGAAAAUUUUGCUGUGAAUUUUUGAAAGGAAAUGACAAGAUUUUAAGAGGAAAAAGUUGCUAUGAAUUUUUGAGAAAGAAAAGUAGACAAGAAAUUGAAAGAAAAAAUAGAGAAGAAAAUGUUGCUGGGAAUUUUUGAAAAAUAAAAUUAGACAAGAACUUGAUAGAAGAAAUAGAGAAGAAAAUUUUGCGGUGAAUUUUUGAUAAACAAAAAAUUAGACAAGGAAUUAAUAGAAGAAAUAAAGAAUACAAAGUAAAAAAGAUAAAUUUAUUCAUAGUUGAGAUUUUAUAGUUUAUAUAUUUUUGAAACUAUAGAGAAUUUGAAGAAAGAAGUUGAGAAUAAAAAAAGGAGGAAAAGAAAAAGAUGAAAGAAGUAUAAGAAGAAAGGAUGAGAAAAAAGUUUAGAAAGAAAAAAAGAAAAAUAAAAAUUGAAAGGAAAUUUUUUUGUAGAAAAGAAAGGCAGGAAAAAAAAUUCAUAGCAUCGUAAAGAAACAAUAGAAAAUAUUUUUAUUUCUAUAAAGAAAUUUGAAAAAAUGAAAAUAAGAAGUACAGAACAAAAUAUAGAACAAGUCGACAAAAAGUGUGAAAGUAAAAUAGAAAUAAGAUUGAAAGAAAGUAAUAGAAGUUUUUAGAAUUUAUUUGCGUUGAAAAGUUGACAGUGUAGAGAAAAUAAAAGAAGAGUAGAGUAAGUAAAGAAUGAAGUAGAGUAGAGAAUAAUAAGUUGAGUAUACAGAAUGUAAUAGAAAGUCCAGUGUAUUGUUUAUUAUUAUUUUUUUCUAAGUACGUGACGGCAAGAGACGGCGUACAAUUUCGAGAUCAUAAUACUGGUGGGUAGAGAAAGUUCUUAGAAAAUAAACUGAAGGUAAAAUAUUAUUCAAAAAGAAAAAAAGGCUUAGAAUAGUUUUGUUAAGAAUAUUGAGAAAUAAGAGAAGUUUAGACGUGGAAAAAAAAGUAGUGAGAAUAAAUUGAGCAAUAGGCGACUAAAUAAUAGAAGAAAAAAUGUAAGUAGAUAAGAUAUAGAUUGAAAUUUAGAACAGAUAAAAGAGGUCAUGUAGGAAAUAAAAACGUAUAGAGAAAAUAUUUUUAGUGUGAAAACAAAUAAGAUGGAAGAAAAGUGAAGAAUAAGGUAAAGUAUAGAAAUUUAGAGUAAGGAAGGAAGAAAUAAAAUUUUAGAGUAAAGAAGACGAAGUAUAAAAGUAUAGGAAAGAAAACAAGGGUGAAAGUACAGAAGAAGAAAGGAAAGGUAUAAUGUAGAAGAAGAAAGAAAAGUAUGAAGGUAUAAGAAAAAAAGAUAGAGAGUAAAAGUAUAGGAGAAGGAAGAAAAAUUUUAAAAAAAGAAAGGAAAAGUAUAAAAAUAUAUGAGAAGAAAGAAAAAGUGUGAAAAUAUAGGAAAGAAGACAAAGAAUAAAAGUAUAGGAGAAGGAAGAAGAAGUAUAAAAGAAGAAAGGAAAAGUAGAAAAAUAUAGAAGAAAAAAGUAUGAAGGUAUUGAAGAAGAAAAAAAUAUGAAGGAAUAGGAGAAGAAAGAAAUAUGAAGGUAUAGGAGAAGAAAGAAAUAGUAUUAAAGUAUAGGAGAAGGAAAAAGAAAUAUAAAGGAAAAUAAUUGAAGAAAUAGAGAAUAGGGUAGAAGAACAAGAUUGUAGGAAGAAUACUAUACAAUAAUGAAGUUUAAAAGUUAAAUAAAAUUCUAUUAAGUAUAAUUGACGUGUAUGAAAGAUAAAGAGUAAUAGAGUUAAAGUUUAGGAACUAUCACAGUGUGUUUUAUCAAUCGAUAGGUCAGUAAAAAUAAAUUGUGUAUUACAGAACUAAAAAAGAAAAAGAAAAAAAAAAAAAAAAAAAAAAAACCAAAGUGUAAACUCUAAUUUUUUAAAGCCAUAUAAAGGUACAUCGGGAGUAGUAGUGUAACAAAUCCGGAGUUCGGCAUGACAAGUUUUACCCUACUUCAUGCUUCGCGAUUAUCGCUGGGCUUGUCAUUUUCCAACCCAAAAAUAUUUUUACAGUUGUGUGUAUAAUUCCCGUAAAAAAAUAUUUUUUUUAUUGGGUCAGAGUCUCGCUGGUGAUGAUGAGAUGGUUCCCUCGCAGCAUCAAUGCGGUUAAUUUAAAAUCUCGUUAGAAAUUUAAAAUCUCUCCCUAUUGAUUUCUCAACAAUUAUUAACAAUUGUUUUCUUUUUGUUAUUUAAUUUAAACGUUUCUUGGUGGGAAUGUUCCGAUCAGGCUUACGACGGCCUUAUUUUAAUCCAGUGACCAUAUAGAUAAUAUUAUUUUUUACCGAGUCGUAUUUAUAUUUUCUGUUCAUUUCUGUAUAAAAAGUCUUCACUUUUUAGCGACUCGGUAACCAGAGAAAGACGUUCCUUCAUUUGAUUUGCCAGCGUCAAUGAAAACAGCAAACUGAUCACCGAUUUCCGAAUCUAUUAAAACUAGAUUCGAACCACCGCCUGUUCCCGUGGACACAAUGGGAAUCCAACUGUCAGAUUUAUUUUCUUUACGUUUUAAU